AAAACUUCUCGAGAACAGUAACAGAGUUGGCCAUGGCUAUAACCAAAUCCAAGAUAAAGCUACCUUUUUUACUAUCACCUUUCUCUAAGCUAAGUUUCAAACCCAACUUUUUCUGUUCAACUGCAGAUAUUUCUGUUGAUGAAGAAGAGUUGAACGACAAUGAAAAUGAAAAAAGUAAUCAGAAAAAGGAAAUAUCUCCGGCAGAAGCCCUACUCGCAGAAAGGUUUCAUUCCAUAAUCAAAGAUCAUCACAGGAAAAACCCUAACCCUGAUUCGAAAAACCCAUCUGACCCAUCACCUCUAAACCCGAACCUCACAAUCCCAAACCUAACUUCUGAUUUUUUCCAAAUCUCCGAACCGAUUACUCCUGUUGUUGUCACCCAAGUAGUUGAAAAAUGUGGUGAUAUUCGCUAUGAUACUCCAUUUCUUGAAACCCUAAGCUUUUUUAAUUGGGUAAUGAGUCGACCCGAGUUUGAACAAAACCCUGAACCCUAUAACGAAAUGAUUGAUUUAGCUGGGAAACUUCAUCAUUUUAAUCUCGCUUGGGAUUUAAUCGGUUUAAUGAAGAAUCGGAAUGUUGACAUUACGAUUUCUACAUUUACAGUUUUGAUUAAGCGCUAUGUUCGUGCAGGAUUAGCUGCUGAAGCUGUACAUGCGUUUAACAGAAUGGAGGAAUUUGGGUGUAAACCUGAUAAGAAUGCGUUUUCGACCGUGAUUGGUCUUUUUAGCAGGCAUCGAAAAGCUGAAGAAGCUCAGGCGUUUUUUGAUUUGCUGAAGGAGAAAUUCGGAGAUGAUGUGGUUAUUUAUACAAGUUUGAUUUAUGGAUGGUGUAAAGCAGGGAAUAUGUUGCAAGCAGAGAAGGUGUUUGCGGAAAUGAAAGACUCGGGGAUUGAACCUAAUGUUUAUACUUAUAAUAUAGUGAUUGAUGCUUUAUGUAGAUGUGGGCAAACUAGGCGUGCACAAGAUGUUUUCGCAGAGAUGAUUGACGUAGGUUGUGAACCGAAUUCGAUUACGUUUAAUACUUUGAUGAGGGGUCAUGUUAAAGCUGGGCGAACCGAGAAAGUUUUGCAGGUUUAUAAUCAAAUGAAGGAACUGUCAUGUCCUGCUGAUAUAGUUACUUACAAUUUUCUUAUAGAUACUCAUUGCAAAGAUGGGAAUGUGGAUAGUGCAAUUAAGGUGUUAAAUCAGAUGGUGGAGAAUGAGUGUGAUCCGAAUCCGAAUACUUUUAAUCCCAUUUUUAGGUGUGCUGCGAGGAAGAAAGAUGUGAAGGAAGCUCAUAAAAUGUACCAGAGGAUGAAGGAAUUCAAUCGUAAGCCGAAUACUAUCACUUACAAUAUAUUAAUGAAAAUGUUUGCUGAUUCAAGAUCAAACGAUAUGGUUCUUAAAUUGAAGAAAGAUAUGGAUGAAAACGAGGUUGAGCCGAAUUUGCACACUUACAAAGUGUUGAUACCACUGUCUUGUGGACCUAGGCAUUGGGACAAAGCUCAUCAGCUCUUCACUGAGAUGAUUGAAGAGAAAGGCUUGAAACCGCCUUCGUACAUAUAUGAGAUGGUUCUGAAGCAAUUGAAGAAAGCAGGGCAAAUGGAAAAGCAUGAAGAACUUGUGGAAAAGAUGGUUGAUAGAGGAUUUGCUUCUCGGCAGGUCGGCCCUUGUAGUUAGGACUAAGGAGCUACUAGCUAGUUAGAUUUGCAAUUGAACACCAGAGGAGAUAAUUUAUUUCCUUUUUCAAUAUCAUUAAGGAAUUUGCUUCCAAUGUGUAAAUCAAGUGCAACAUGAUUUUUAUAUGCAGAUAGCUAAAGAAAAUGCCCUAAUGUUUAGUGAUAGAAACACAAAAUAUCUGCAUGAUAAAGUAAAAUAUAGGAAGAGAAUAACCCAAAUCGAGUCACUUCAAUCUAAUGUUGGUGUGUGGCU
Papaver somniferum (opium poppy) is the source of this 1910-nucleotide messenger RNA. Its product is annotated as pentatricopeptide repeat-containing protein At1g20300, mitochondrial-like. Gene Ontology annotation, molecular function: protein binding. Lineage: Eukaryota; Viridiplantae; Streptophyta; Magnoliopsida; Ranunculales; Papaveraceae. The coding region runs from base 33 to 1658 and encodes 541 amino acids. The record is from RefSeq and is a predicted model, not a curated record. The transcript has a single exon.